Messenger RNA from Colletotrichum chrysophilum, 846 nucleotides. RefSeq lists its product as uncharacterized. Gene Ontology annotation, biological process: TOR signaling. NCBI's taxonomy places the organism in Eukaryota, Fungi, Ascomycota, Sordariomycetes, Glomerellales, Glomerellaceae. Gene Ontology annotation, cellular component: cytosol. The record is from RefSeq and is a predicted model, not a curated record. The transcript has 2 exons. Bases 1 to 846 code for a protein of 281 amino acids.
AUGAACCACAUAACCUCCCCAAACGAACCUUUCCUAAAGCCGGCCGCCCUCGACGCCGCGACGACCUCCCACACGCAAUCCCGCUUCCGCAUCUCGACCCGAAAGCUCCCCAUCUCCAAGGCCGGCCCUAUCGACGAAAUGACAGCCUCCCUCGGCAUCCCCGUCCCGGAGAUGAUCUUCGGCGACAACCUCGUCAGCAUAACCCACAUCCCCACGGGCUGGUCCAUCUCCUUCAACGCCUACGACGCCCUCGACGGCGUCGACAAGACGGACAAGAAGAUGCUCAAGGUCGCCUACGCCAAGGACUGGUCCUCCUCCCGCGAGAAGACCAGCGCCGGCAUCAAGGAGGUCGUCAAGCCCUACGACUGGUCCUACUCGACCGAGUACCGCGGCACGCUGGCGCAGGACGGCGCUGAGGGCAAGAAGCUGGAGGACACGCAGGAGAAGCAGAUUCCCCUCGAGCUGCUCAAGCGCCGCGAUCCGAUCCUCUUCUUCGACGAGGUCGUGCUGUUCGAGAGCGAGCUCGACGAUAACGGAAUCUCGAUUGUGAGCGUCAAGCUGCGCGUGCACGAGAAGAGGAUGCUGCUGCUGUGCCGGUUGUUCAUGAGGCUCGACAACGUCAUCGUGCGCAUUCGCGAUACGAGGGUCUAUGUGGAUUUCGAGACGGACGAGGUCAUUCGGGAGUACACGGCCAAGGAGGCCAGCUUCGAAAACGUCAAGAGGUCACUAUUCAUGGAGGGCCGGUUGCCAGAUGAUAUUGUCAUUGCCCUGCGCGACCCGAAUGUGCUCAUGAACCUAUUGCCCACCGUCGAGCGGGAAGUGCAGGCCGUUUCGCUCAGGAAAUGA